AUGAAGCACCCCACGGGAUCCCUGACAAAGGUUCAGCUGGACGCCCUUUUCAACAUUCUCACCCACGCUGAGACGUACGCCGAGAUUGAGGCGUUCAAGUACCCGGAUACUAUCCGCAGUAGCAGUAGCGGCAAGAGCAGCGGCGGGGCCGGUAACGAGGAUGUCAACCAAGACAAUGAUCAAGACAACAAAGGCGGCGACGCUGCCGUCACGCUGCCCACCAAAGAUGCUCACGAUGAGGAAGGCGCAAGCCACGAUAACAGCAACGGAAACAAUAAUGGCAACGGUAACAACAACGGUAACAACAACGGUAAUAACAACGGUAAUAACAAUAGUAAUGGCAACGACAUUAGCAACGCAGAGCACCGAGGGUUGGAGGACGUUUGGGAGGAGUUCAUCCAGCAGCUUGUCCAUGGCAAUCUAAUUGACGAGCUACAGAAGUGGCUAACAGAGACUGAGGACCUCGAGGGGUAUUCGGAGACUGUCAAAGGCGCAGCGGACUAUGCCAUCAUCAACCUCGCGAGUUUGCUGCACCAUGUGUUUGCCGUCACGCCCGAGGGCCAGUAUGUCCUCCGGCUAGUUCAAAACUCUCACCGCCUCAUCCCGUACAGCAUGAUCCGGCAAAUUCUGCGGUUGGGUAACGCCGCAACGAUGCUGAAUUCGUUGGUCAAGCUGCUUCUCGCUAAGCUUAGUCUGGGGUCGUUGUCGAACUGGACCGGCCUGACAUCCAAGGCGGACGAGGGCAUGAACUUGCUUCAGCGAAUCAUCUCCGCUGUCCUUUUCUGGGACUCGUCCGAAUUCAAGAAGACGGCGGACAAGAUUGAAAAAUCGAAAAUAGCGCCAAGCUCCAAGCACCUUCGAGUAAUCCGAAAACAUGCGCAAGGCACCAAGGCACAGAGGCUCGAACUUCGCAAGCGCAGCAUCCAGACCUCGAAGUCCGUCAUCAUGUGCAUCCUGGAAGAUGCGGACCCUAAGCUAGCAGCCGCACUGACAGAGGGCGAGCACCACGAGUGCCACCAGUAUUACGCUGCAUAUCUGUCUACCCGUGACCGUGACGCCAUCGUUAGCACCCUGUGUAAGCAAACCCCGGAUCUACUAACCCAGGCGGUCCGAGACGUCAUGGCCGUCUACGAACCCAUGAUCCGGGAUGUACAUAACAACGUCAACCUCGCGGAGCACCUCGACGCCACAAAAGCGUUUCUCGAGGAUAUGCUCGCCGUAAGCUCGAGCAAGAAAGUGGACGGUUCCGGUAAGAAUGGGAGCGACCCCGUUUACAUCCUCCCGACCGUGGAAGACUUUGUAGACCUUCUCCACCGACACAAGGGAUCGGUGUACAAGUGGAUGCACCACAUAUGCAGUAAGUGCCCUAGUGUGAGGGACGCGGUAGUCGAAUGGGCCCUAGGGGUGGCCAAGGCGUUCCGGCCAGAAGGGUCGCCGGCCACCCGAGACGGCUCCACGCUCCUCGAACGAGUCUCGGGCCUCUUCGCAGCCCUUCCAGGCGAACAGCAGGAUGCGUUUCGCAGCAUCCUCGAUCAACACGCCGUCUACCUCGACUCGGUGCGCGACAUCACACGGGGCCGGGUGCAGACCAUUUUCGACAAGUCCGACUCGAGCACGGCCAGGGGUCCCGGUAUGUACCUCGCCAGCUGGCAUUCCCUCAUCGACGAGGCGGCCAUCUCCCCCGACUUCUGGGGCAAAGAGCGGCGGGGCACGGACGUCAUCAACCGCAUCACGCCGGGCAAACCCAGCUCGAGCGGGGAGACGACGUGGGACGGCAACGUUGACCUCUCGCGGGCCAUGGAGGAGCUGGAGAUUGGCGAGAAGCUACGACCAAACACGAAGCCAGUGGUGGAGGCGCUGGGUGAGCCGUUCCGCGGCUUGCUGAGGGAGGUGGCCGAGCGGGUGGCCGGAGAAGCUCAGAUGGACAAGGGCCGGGAGGCUACGGCGUUUUAA
Parascedosporium putredinis is the source of this 1953-nucleotide messenger RNA. The record is from the annotation of a GenBank genome assembly. NCBI's taxonomy places the organism in Eukaryota, Fungi, Ascomycota, Sordariomycetes, Microascales, Microascaceae.